This is a messenger RNA of Coturnix japonica (Japanese quail), 1940 nucleotides long. RefSeq names its product carboxypeptidase A1-like. The record is from RefSeq and is a predicted model, not a curated record. Gene Ontology annotation, molecular function: zinc ion binding; metallocarboxypeptidase activity. NCBI's taxonomy places the organism in Eukaryota, Metazoa, Chordata, Aves, Galliformes, Phasianidae. Gene Ontology annotation, biological process: proteolysis.
UUAUUCUCCCAUUUUUGUUUUGGUCUUACACAUUGCCCGUCCCCAUCCUUUGGGAUCAACAACCCCAAAGGACAUUGGAGAGGUUAAAUGGCCAACCCCAAACUUAGUGCUUUUGGGGCAGCUCUGACAUCCCUUCCCUUUGCUUUGGGUAGGCAGAGGGGGCACCUUUGGGGACAAAAGGGGAAUGUCUUUGUGUGCCAAGGUCUUCUAAGAAUUUCCUGUCCCAGCUGAGACAACACGCACCUGUGCUAAACUUUAAUCCUAUUCCCAACCCCCAAGCAAACACUGCUUUGGGUCAUGAGAAAACCAACACCUUGCACAGCCCAACGUUCCCUUUUUCUCCUCCUCCGUGGGCGGUGGGAUUUGGGAUCCAGCACCUGCUGUUACCUCUCCCAUGUCCUGCCCUCUUUGAGUCACCGACGGCUCCAUCCGGUUCCCAGCUCCCGGAACGGGUUUCACCCAACCUUGACCACACAGCCCGGAUCCUUCCCACAGCCCUGGGAAUUUGGGCAGCUGGAGGGGGCCGGGCUGGAGGGCAGCAGGAUUUAAGAUGUCCCGAGGUGCUGUGAGGACCUGGGAGGGAUUCAGUCGGCUGGAAAUGAGGGUUCUCCUGUUGCUGGCUGCCCUGGGGGCAGUGGCUGCUGCCACCACUGAGAACUUUGUUGGGCACCAAGUGCUACGCAUUGUCCCCAACAAUGAUGCCGAGCUGCAGAAGGUGCGGGAGCUGCAGGAGCUGGAACACCUGCAGCUGGAUUUCUGGCUUUCACCCCGUGGCCUUGGGGACCCGGUCGACAUCCGUGUGCCCUUCCCCAGCCUGCAGCCCCUCAAAGUCCACCUGGAGGCCAAUGGCAUCCCCUACUCCAUUAUGAUCGAGAAUGUGCAGGCGCUGGUGGACCUUGAGCAGAUGCAGAUGCUUCGUCGCCGUCGUUUUCGGCCACUCUCCACCAGUACCUUUGAGUACACCAGCUACCACACCCUGGAGGAGAUCUAUGCCUUCAUGGACCUGCUGGUGGCUGAAAACCCAAAACUGGUCAGCAAGCUGGAGAUCGGCCGUACAACAGAGAACCGCCCCAUCUACGUGCUGAAGUUCAGCAAAGGUGGCACAAAUCGCCCGGCCAUUUGGAUUGACACUGGCAUCCACUCCCGUGAAUGGGUGACACAAGCAAGCGGCGUUUGGUUCGCCAAGAAGAUUGUCCAAGAGCAAAAUGGAGGUCUGGCCAACAUCCUGGACCAGAUGGACAUCUUCCUGGAGAUCAUCACCAACCCUGAUGGCUUUGUCUUCACCCACACCUCGAAUCGUAUGUGGCGCAAGACCAGGUCCAAGCGAUCCGGAUCCCUCUGCGUCGGCGUUGACCCCAACCGCAACUGGGACGCAGGGUUUGGAGGCUCUGGGGCCAGCAGCAGCCCCUGCUCAGAGACGUACCGUGGGCCCUACGCCAACUCGGAGCCAGAGGUGAAGGCCAUCGUGGACUUUGUGAAGAGCCACGGGAACAUCAAAGCUUUCGUCUCCAUCCACAGCUACUCCCAGCUUCUGCUCUAUCCCUAUGGCUACACCACCGCCGCUGUGCCUGACAAGGAGGAACUGCACCAGGUCGCAAAGAAGGCUGUGGAAGCUCUGUCCUCUCUGUAUGGCACGCAAUACAAGUAUGGCAGCAUCAUCACCACCAUCUAUCAAGCAAGUGGAGGAACCAUCGACUGGACCUACAAUCAAGGCAUUAAAUACUCCUUCACCUUUGAGCUCCGGGACACGGGACGCUACGGGUUCCUGCUGCCUGCCAGCCAGAUUGUCCCCACUGCCCAGGAGACAUGGAAAGCACUGGAGGUCAUCAUGGCACAUACACGGGAUCACCUCUACUGAGCAGGAUCCGGAGUUGAGCGGUGGCUGAGUUGACUGGGGAGAAGAAUGCAAUAAAUAAACAGGGAAACAAACAAAGAAAUGA